Molecule: messenger RNA, 1617 nt
Organism: Seriola aureovittata
Lineage: Eukaryota; Metazoa; Chordata; Actinopteri; Carangiformes; Carangidae
Product: chitotriosidase-1-like
Exons: 11
Coding region: 61-1494 (477 amino acids)
Biological process (GO): chitin catabolic process; carbohydrate metabolic process
Cellular component (GO): extracellular region
Molecular function (GO): chitinase activity; chitin binding
Source: RefSeq, a predicted model, not a curated record
AAGAGAGCUAUUCUGUGCUCUGUUUUUGACUCUGCAAGAGCUCAUCCAAGCACAGUCACCAUGUGCAAGCUACUUCUAAUUGCAGGUUUCUGUCUUUCCCUUGGCAGUUUGGUCUCGGGCUCCAGACUGGUGUGUUAUUUCUCUAACUGGUCCCAAUACAGACCUGGGGAUGGGAAGUUUAUGCCUUCAAAUAUUGACCCAAACCUUUGUACCCACCUGAUCUAUGCCUUUUCUGGUAUUAAUGAAGCAAAUGAGUUGGUAACCAUAGAAUGGAAUGAUGAGGAACUCUACAAGUCAUUUAAUGGACUCAAACAGAGGAAUCCAAAUCUUAAAACGCUGUUGGCAGUUGGAGGCUGGAACUUUGGUACACAAAAAUUUACAACAAUGGUGUCAACACAAGCCAACAGAAAUACAUUUAUCCAGUCCUCUAUCGCACUGCUGAGAAAAUAUGGUUUUGAUGGAUUGGACCUGGACUGGGAAUACCCUGCGGCGAGAGGAAGUCCUCUAGAGGACAGGCAGAGAUUCACAGAGUUAUGCAAGGAAAUCCUAGAGGCCUACAAGGCUGAGGGAACAGCAACUGGCAAGACCAGAUUGAUUAUCUCUGCUGCUGUGGCUGCUGGGAAAGCAACCAUUGAUGCUGGUUAUGAAAUUGCAGAGAUGGCAAAGUACCUGGAUUUUAUUAAUGUGAUGACAUAUGACUUUCAUGGCACCUGGGAGAGUGUGACAGGACAUCAUAGCCCCUUAUACAAAGGAUCCCAAGACACCGGGGAUCAUGUUUACUUAAAUACUGACUAUGCCAUGAGGUAUUGGUGGGACAAGGGAACGCCUGUAGAAAAACUAAAUAUGGGCUUUGCUACAUACGGACGAACAUUUCGACUGUCUACUCAAUCCAGUCAGGUUGGCGCACCAGCCAGUGGUUCCGCAGAAGCUGGUGUUUUUACAAGGGAGGCUGGCUUCUGGUCCUAUUAUGAGAUUUGCACUUUUCUUCAAGGGGCCAGUAUCCAUUUGAUUGAAGACCAAAAAGUUCCCUAUGCCAUCAAAAAAAACGAGUGGGUUGGAUAUGACAACAAAGAAAGUUUUGAGACUAAGGUCCGUUAUCUGAAGGACAACAGAUUUGGAGGAGCCUUUGUCUGGGCUUUGGAUCUGGAUGACUUUAAUGGACAGUUCUGUGGACAAGGAAACUACCCCCUCAUCAGCUAUCUUCGCUCUCUUUUGGCUGCAGAUCUUCCUCUGCUUCCCACUGCAGAAGCUCCUCCAACUCAAGUGACUCUGUCUGUGACCAAAGACCAGCCUCACACAACGGUUCAAUUCAGACCUACAAUUUCACCCAAAAUCCCAGACAACAACUUCUGUGCUACAAAGACUGGUGGUGUUUAUGCAAAACCUGAUGCUCCAGGUUCUUUUUACAGUUGUACAAAUGGCAUCACCUGGAUCCUAAACUGUCCAGCUAAUUUAGUCUUUCGAGAUAGCUGCAAAUGCUGUGACUGGCCCUAAAAGCUCGCACAUCAUUUUACAUUCCACAAGCUGUGGUUAUCAACAGUGAGGAAAAAACAUUCAGGAUUUACAAUUUCAUGAGUGUAUUUGGUGUUAAAUUAAUUAAAGAGUGUGUAUGCUCUA